Prorocentrum cordatum is the source of this 879-nucleotide messenger RNA. Lineage: Eukaryota; Dinophyceae; Prorocentrales; Prorocentraceae. The record is from the annotation of a GenBank genome assembly.
GUUUCGCCAGUUUUCGUGCUCACCUCAGCAGCCAUGGCCAUUUCUCCUGAGCUGCAGGCCUCGCUUGAGGUAAUGUUCGAGAAGCAGAAGAACUGCAUCCGCGAGGUGGUCCAGCAGGAGAUUCAGACGGCGGCGCCAGGUUUGCAGGGGCAGAUCUCCACGCAGGGAGCCGAACUGAGUGCAUUCCGAGCCGACCUCCAGAAGCGCAGCGAGCGACUGACGGCGCUCGAAACCAAUGGCAGCACGACAGGGAGCACACGGACUGCACACAGCUACCAGUCUUCGUUGAUGAGCGGUCCUUCAGUUCGACAGUUUCACGGAGACAAAUCUAGGAGAGUGACGCCAGUGAUCGACCUCGAGAGCGACCCUUGCAUCCGUUUCGCGGGCACAUUCCCGAGGCCGUUGCCGAUGAAGACGCGCCUAGCCCACUGGCGCCAGAUGCAGGAGCACUACCCCGAGCUCAAGGACGACGAGCGGGUGACCGCCGUCUUCCACGGGGUGAGCCAGGUCUACAAGCUGAAGUUCGUCAACGAAGAUGACGCGAGGAGCUUCCAGACCAAGAUGAACGACGUGAACAUGGAGUGGGUGGACUUCCGCGACGGCAAGAAGUACCCGCUCAGAAAGAAGAGGGCCUUCUCGGGGCUCUACUGCGACGUGCUCACGAAGUUGCAGGCCAGUCGUUCGUGGACGGGCAGGUGCAAACUAGGUGUCAACGGGCGCAAAGGGGUCUUGCAGGUGGUAAGGGGCGACGACGUCCACGAACUAGAGCAGGCAGCGCAGCAGGGAGAGGGCACCUUCAAGCUAGAGCCGAUCUACCCGAGCUUGCUGCGCUUGAAUAUCACGAAGGACGUGAUCGAUGAGCUCAUCGCCGCUCUUUGA